Saccharomyces cerevisiae S288C is the source of this 3552-nucleotide messenger RNA. It is a transcript of the gene INP52, whose product is annotated as phosphatidylinositol-3-/phosphoinositide 5-phosphatase INP52. Gene Ontology annotation, cellular component: actin cortical patch. NCBI's taxonomy places the organism in Eukaryota, Fungi, Ascomycota, Saccharomycetes, Saccharomycetales, Saccharomycetaceae. Bases 1 to 3552 code for a protein of 1183 amino acids. Gene Ontology annotation, molecular function: phosphatase activity; phosphatidylinositol-4,5-bisphosphate 5-phosphatase activity. The transcript has a single exon. Gene Ontology annotation, biological process: phosphatidylinositol-3-phosphate biosynthetic process; phosphatidylinositol dephosphorylation. The record is from RefSeq and is marked reviewed.
AUGAAAAUACUCCUAUCGAAACAGCAAACUAGAAAGAUAGCAAUAGUUUCAGAAACACAUGGACUGGUAUUUAGGCCAAUAAACAGUAAGAACUCUCGCAGAUCUACAUGUGCCGUGGAAUUGGUUCCGAAAGCUGAAUUAAAUGGUAAUGGUUUCAGAAGACUAUCUAACCAUGAAAUAUACGGUUUUAUUGGUCUCAUAGAAAUUGAAGGCCUUAUGUUCAUAGCAACCAUAACAGGUAAAUCUAAGGUGGCCCAGCCGAUCCCAAACAAAACGGUUAACAAAAUAUAUGCUGUGGAUUUUUUUUGCUUAAAUAAUUCUAAAUGGGAUUUCAUGGACAUCGAUUCAUCCGGUUAUCCGAUUGUUACUAAUGAUGGAGAUUUUGCAAUAAGCUCGCCUCCUAGUAUUUCCACACAUUCUUCUAGAUCAUCGCUACGUUCUUCUUCCUCUAGGAGUUUGAAUGCUCAAGAACAAGCUCCCAAGCAUCCAUGUCAUGAACUAAGAAAGCUAUUAUCAAAUGGAUCUUUUUAUUACAGCACCGAUUUUGAUUUAACUUGUACAUUGCAGAAACGUGGAUUCACGGAACACUCUUUGAGUUUUGAUGAUUUUGACCGGGAGUUUAUGUGGAACUCGUUUCUUAUGGACGAAAUCAUCACAUACAGAGACAGACUAGAUGUAACGGCCAAAGAACUAUUGGAUCAACGAGGAUUCCUCACGACCGUAAUCCGAGGGUUUGCUGAAACAAUUUUUAGCUAUAUUAAUAGGUUGAAAGUAGGACUUACCAUUAUUUCCAGGCAAAGUUGGAAAAGAGCAGGCACAAGGUUUAAUGCACGUGGUAUAGAUGAUGAUGGCCAUGUCGCAAAUUUUGUUGAAACAGAAAUGAUUAUGUACUCUUCUCAGUAUUGUUAUGCUUUCACGCAGAUAAGAGGAAGCCUUCCAAUUUUUUGGGAGCAGGAUACAUCUUUGAUUAGUCCAAAGAUUCAAAUUACCAGAUCUGUUGAAGCAACACAGCCCACGUUUGAUGAACAUUUUAUAAGACUAUUUAAGAAGUAUGGGCCAGUUCAUAUAAUCAACCUGCUGUCUACUAAAUCUUCAGAAAUUCAAUUAUCGAGGCGAUACAAGGAACAGUUGAAAAAUUCUGAGAAAAUGAAAAUCGGUAGAGAUGUGUUCCUAACAAGCUUUGAUUUCCAUAGAGAAACUUCGCAAGAUGGGUUUGCAGCUGCAAGUAGGAUUAUCCCUAAAAUAAGAAACACAAUUUUGGACGCCGGUUACUUUUCAUACGAUGUAAAAGAAGGGCGAUUAAUAUCCGAACAAGACGGUGUCUUUAGAACCAAUUGCUUGGAUUGUUUAGAUAGAACAAAUUUGAUCCAACAGACGAUUUCACUGGCCGUUUUCAAACUAUUUUUGGAAGACUUCCGAUUGGUAAAACCCAGUAGUUUCAUCGACGAUAAUGAAUUUGUGCAAAAGGUGAAUGCUUUAUGGGCCGACAACGGAGAUCAGAUAUCACAAAUUUACACUGGGACAAAUGCUCUGAAAUCGUCCUAUUCAAGGAAAGGUAAAAUGUCUUUUUCUGGCGCCCUUUCUGAUGCGACGAAGUCCGUUAGUAGAAUGUACAUCAACAAUUUUGUAGAUAAAGGAAAACAGCAAAAUAUUGACACACUUUUGGGCAAACUACCGCACCAGCAAGUUGUUGAACUUUAUGAUCCAAUCUGCGAAUACGUCAAUGAAAGGCUGUUAGAGUCAGAGGAAAAAUUCACCACUCAUUCUAACAUAAAUUUGUUUGUCGGUACAUUCAAUGUUAACGGAAACUCUCGAAGAGCAGAUUUGUCAAAAUGGUUAUUUCCAAUCGGCGAUAAAUUCAAACCUGAUGUCGUUGUGUUAGGGUUGCAGGAAGUUAUAGAGUUGACCGCAGGGUCUAUCUUGAAUGCAGAUUAUACGAAAAGUUCUUUUUGGGAAACUAUGGUUACUGACUGUUUGAAUCAAUACGAAGAAAAAUAUCUUUUACUUAGAGUGGAACAGAUGUCCUCUCUUUUGAUACUAUUUUUUGCAAGAUCAGAUAGAGCCUAUAACAUAAAAGAGGUAGGUGGGUCUACCAAAAAGACUGGGUUUGGUGGUAUUACUGGAAACAAAGGUGCAGUAGCCAUUAGAUUCGAUUAUGGGGCAACUUCAUUCUGUUUCGUUAAUACACAUUUAUCAGCAGGUGCGAGUAACAUUGACGAACGUCGCAAUGACUACAACAAUAUCUACAGGAACAUAACCUUUCCAAGAUCAAAGACAAUUCCACACCAUGAUUCGUUGUUUUGGUUGGGUGACCUUAACUACAGGAUAACUUUGACAAAUGAUGAAGUUAGAAGAGAAUUAAGGGCUCAAAAGGAUGGCUAUAUUGAUAGAUUGCUUCAAUAUGAUCAGUUGACUCAAGAAAUAAAUGAAGGAGUGGUAUUUCAGGGCUUUAAAGAACCGACCCUCCAAUUCCGUCCGACCUAUAAAUAUGAUUAUGGCACAGAUAAUUAUGAUACUUCUGAAAAGGCGAGAACUCCGUCUUGGACUGAUAGAAUCAUAUAUAAAGGUGAAAACCUGCAUCCAUUGGCAUAUUCGGACGCACCUUUAAAAAUAAGCGAUCAUAAACCAGUUUAUGCUGCAUAUAGGGCAAAUGUGAAAUUUGUUGACGAAAAAGAGAAGCUUAACCUAGUUGAGAAGCUGUAUGCAGAAUAUAAGAAUACGCAUCCCGAAGCACUAACUACAGGUCCUGACGAACUUUCUCAUGCAAGAAUGGAAAAACAAAAGGAAAGUAUACCCUUAGAUGCAACCGUUCAAUCAGCGGGCAUAAAACUAAUUGACCUAGAUGAUACUUCCUCGUGCGUUUCGCCUCUACUUUCUGGUCCCAGUCCCCAACCGUCUGUUGUUGGCCCUGGAGGACUCAGUAACGUAUCACCCGAUAAAAGUAAGCUCAAUGUGCUUCCUCCGCCUCCUCCUACCUCGAGGCACAAUAAGGAACCAUCUUCUAAACUUCUUUCCCCUACCAAAGAGAUUUCCAUUGUCAGCGUAUCGCCGCGUAAAGGUGAGAGCAAUCUUCCUGCCUUAGAGAGACACAGUACACCCAAACCACUGCCGCCAGUGCCCGCUUUAUCUUUAUCUAAGCCAGUCUCUUUACAGAAAAGUUCUUCAGAAUUACAGCAUGCUAAAGAGACCAUAGAUAAUGGGAAAAUUGUUCCUCGACCUUGUCCUCCUAUUAGAAGGAAGAGCAGUACUGCCCCGGACGAAAUCUCUACAUCUACCAAAAAUUCAGGUGUGUCCACUACAGAAGAUCCUGAGCCAGCAAAGGCCUCCACAAAACCUGAGAAGCCACCAGUUGUCAAAAAACCGCAUUAUUUAAGUGUUGCUGCUAACAAGCUUAACACCUCUCAAGAACACUCAAUAAAAGUUUCCCCGUCGAAUUCAAAAUCUGAAGAGGAACUCCCUUGCAAGAAAAAGUCUAAACCAAAAGUUCCUGCGAAGAACCCUGAACUAGAGAAGCUAAGCGUUCAUCCAUUGAAGCCUUGCGACCCCAAUUAA